Molecule: messenger RNA, 2622 nt
Organism: Planococcus citri (citrus mealybug)
Lineage: Eukaryota; Metazoa; Arthropoda; Insecta; Hemiptera; Pseudococcidae
Gene: crc
Product: bZIP transcription factor crc
Exons: 3
Coding region: 267-1523 (418 amino acids)
Biological process (GO): regulation of transcription by RNA polymerase II
Cellular component (GO): nucleus
Molecular function (GO): RNA polymerase II transcription regulatory region sequence-specific DNA binding; DNA-binding transcription activator activity, RNA polymerase II-specific
Source: RefSeq, a predicted model, not a curated record
AACUUGGUGUAAUCUUCAUUCGUACGUUCUACAAAAACAUGGUCAAGAUUUAUUAAGAGUUUUUAAUUAUUUUCCUGUGUUUGUGAUCGUGAAAAAUGACAGUUUAAAGCCUUAAACGGCCUACGCCGCCCGCGGCAAGAGCAAAAUCUUUAUCAUGAUGGGAGCCAUAAUGGCGUUUUCAAACGACUCAGUCGCUCAGUCGACUAUAUCAAAGCAUCAGCAAUUGGAUUCUUUUGGAUUUAAUCAUUUAUCGAAGAAGAAUAAGAAUGGAAGAUUUAAUGAUGGAGUGGCCACCGGCGAAUUCUUCGCUGGAGCCUUUGCGGCCGUUGUCGCCUAAUGUAUUCGAUCAAGAUGACAUAGCAGAUCUAGGUCUCAGUGUAGGAAAUGGAAGAAAAUUAUCGCGCAGCGAAAUAGCAGGAAAACUAUUGGAUCAUCUCGAUGAACUAAAUAGCGAAGAAUCAGAACCAUUCGAUUGGUUUGCGACAGAGAAAUCUAUCGAUUUGCCAUUUUUCGACAACGUACCAUCCCCGCAACAGUACUACAACCCGCAGAAAUUGCAAAAUAAUGUGCAGAGAUUCCACAACUACGCGUUCCAGGCUGCGAACGAGAUUAAAAAUGAACCGGAAAUGCCGAACGGCGAAUUCAGUUACGAUGGAGCGUUGACCGGAUUGAGAGGACCGCCGCUAACGUUAACAUCCGCAGCGGCACCUUCUCCGCAACAUCUGUUCGUGUACACGUCUCCGGUGCACACGCAGUCUUCGGUGGCGCAGCCGACCACAUCGGUGGCUCCGGGUCCGAUAUCACCGAUGACCAGCGUGCCACUUCCAUCGAUGACGACGAUACCGAUGCCUCUGCCGAGUCCGGUGUCGCCGGUAUCUCCGGUACCGAGCAUCGAAUCGGCUUGGGUAAAAGCGGAAACCCUUACUCCGCCCGACAGUCCUAAAGAUGACGAAAUUCUGAAAUUAUUGCAAGAGAUCGAAACCGACGAAAUCGGGCAGUUGGCGAUGGCGCGCAAAAUACUGCAGGAAAUCGAGCCGGACGAGUUAGAGCAGUUGGUGAUGACCAGGGUGGAUGACAUGACGUCCACGUACUCGGAGAAAUCAUGUUCGAUGGACGAUUUCUCAGAUUGCGGCGGAGCGUCAAGUCCGAGUCAGGGUUCGGAUAGCGGCUUAGACGAUCCGGAAUGGUCGCCGCCUCGUAGAAUGAAAUCGGUCAGCGGAUACAGCUCGGCGGCCAGCUCUAGCACGGCUAGUGGUACCACAUCUAGUAGGCGGAAGUCUAAACCGUACUCGAGACCGCCUCCCGAAGAUCGUAAGAUAAGGAAAAAAGAACAGAAUAAGAAUGCGGCCACGAGAUACAGGAUGAAAAAGAAAGCCGAAGUCGAAGAAGUCCGCAACGAAGAGAAACAACUAGAAGAUAGGAAUAAGGAGUUGAAGGACAAGUUGGAGGAUAUUAAUCGCGAAGUGAAAUACCUGAAAUCUCUGAUGCGCGAUGUGUACCGCAAGAAAGGGUUGAUUAAGUAAGAAUUUCCGAAUACCGGGUUCGCCGUUCUCAUUUUUUCGCUUCCAUUAUUUUAAAAAUUGAAAAAAAAUUACUCAUUUGGAUUUUUCAUUUUUUUUUUCGGGUUUGGUACGAUCAGUAUUGUUAAUUGGCACCUAACUAUUUUUUUUUCAUUUUAUCGCCUUCAACUGAAGUAAUGGUAAUUUUGUUUCUGCUAUUUUACGUUCUAAGAUAAUUGGUAUUUUUAGAGUUGUUAUGUAUUAAGUUUGUUAGCGAUGGUCUUGAUGAUUUUAUUUUUUUCCUGCUACAUGCUGCGGUAGUAAGCUUUUAAUCAUGUUUAUUUUUCGGUUGAUUUUUUAAACUUAAGAUCCAAAAUCGUACAACAGAAUAUCAUUUAGAAUGAUGGUGAUCCGAUUAAACCGCAGUAUUUUUUUUGCUAAACUAAAAUAAGUACUCGAGUAUUUCGAAAAGAUGGUAAAAAACAUCACUACACUGUACCUAUCUGUACGUCUGACGACAUAGGCCAGUCCAAAAGAGUCGAAUUGCUACUGCUUUUCGAGAUGCUCCCAUCUUUUUCCAUCUAAUUGGUAGAAGAACGAAAUUAAUUAAGUACAUCAGUUUCACGUCCAUUUUUCCGAUUUUUAAAGAUACAGGAGUUGGUAAAUUUUGUUGGGAUUAAUUUUUGAUUUAUCAACGUUGUUUUAUCGCAUAACGAUACCAAAGGACUGUUUAUUUUCUAGUUAAAUACGAUGAUGGAUUUUUAAAUUGGAAUUUUAACCUUUUUUUUUCGCUGCUUUUUUUUUUGUUCAUUUAUUUGAAAACUGGAGUUGAUAGCGCUGAAUUAUUUACACGAGUUGAUUUAAUAUCAGUCCAUCUUGGAUCGAUGGAAUCGAAUUUAUGACGCUCUUUUCACAGAGCUGAAGAUUAAGAUACGUGGAUCCGAACGAAUGAUGUUAGAUCGACCAUUCAAACGUGAAGACUAUUCGCUGAGGUUAUUUAGAAUUUGGUAGUUAGGAUAUUAUAAGCUGAGAAGAUUAUUGCGUAAGAUUAUACAAGUAUAACGUUUUUUAAUGAUUUCUUUUUAUCGCUUUAUUCUACAAAUAAAAAACUAUCCUAGAUCGA